AGUAUCGAGUUAGGCGUGAUUUGUUCAUGGUGGAAUAAGAACACACUAUAGAUAUCUCUCAUUUUAUUAUCAUCCCUCUCUGCACUUAGGAUACCUCUUCAAGACGCCAUUUCAUAUAGUCGACCGUCCAGAUUUUCAGCACCACCCAAAGAUGGGAGUACUGACGGAAGCACUUUGGCCUGAUCUGUGCUUCCUCCUUUUCGCCUUCUGGACUAUGGCCUAUGUAUACGCUUCACGGCACUUCAACUUCUGGAUCAAGCAAGAUGUUCCUUACAUAAAGCCCCUGCCUUUUCUCGGUAACUUUGCGGACAUCGUCCUGUCGCGCUUGAGUGUGGCCCAGCUGCUCAAGAAAGUAUACGAGGAGCACGGGCACCAGCCGUAUGUGGGCAUGUUCGCCUUCGAUCAGCCGUUCCUUCUCGUGCGGGACCGUCGUCUGGUGAAGCACAUCUUGAGCACCAAAGUCUCAGGCGCCUGGGACUGGAGCAGUGCUGAUUGUGACCGGUGUCCCCUGGGACCCAGAAACAUAUUUGGCGUGAGUGACGAGCGAUGGAGAGUAACAAGAAGCAGAUUAAUACCCACAUUCACAGUUGAUGAAAUGAAACAAAUGUAUCAUCUCCUAAAUGAAAUUUCCAUAGAUUUUGUGUCUUCAUUUGAGACAAGUGUUUUAGCAGGAAAGCCUGUGAAGGUGCAAGAAACAUUGACAGAACAUACAGCACAUAAACUUUCCAAGUGUAUAUUUGGAGCCCAGGGUAAUACACAGAAUGUUCCACAAUCCAUUUUGAAUUCUCAGCUUUUUGAUAACAGAAGACCUUCUGUCAUCCAAGGAAUAAAAUAUGCUGCCACUUUUGUCAUGCCUUUUAUUAUGAAGCCCUUUGAAAGCAGUGAUGGGGAUACAGGAUUUGAAUCAGAAUUGGGUAAAACCAUUGCAGACAAUUUUUCAAAUCGUGAAAAACAUGGUUUAACACAAGAUGACUUCCUGGAGCUUCUGAUACAGAUAAAAAAUAGGAGACAUGUUUCUAAUGUGAAUGAGCCAACUAGGAGAAGGAAGCAAACUGAAAGCUACUCAAGGAAUUCCAAGCCUGAAGAACAUCAGUUGGUGGGCCUGGACUGUCUGUCUCUAUUGGAAGACUUCAGUAUAUCAUUUCACAUAAUUAAUUUCACACUGUAUCACUUGGCACUCAAUCAAGAACUGCAGUCAAGUAUGAGGACAGAAGUUCAAAAAUAUAACACUUCACCUACAUAUGAGACUGUGGUCAGUAUGAAGCAACUGGAUAUGAUUGUAAAAGAGACAUUGCGCAUGUAUCCAGUCUUUGGCUUUUUGGGGUGUAAGACUACAGCAGACUGCAAACUGCCUGGAACUGAUGUAACAAUCCCUGCUGACACAUGGGUUGCAGUUUCUGUUUGGGGCCAGCAUAUGGAUACAGCAUUUCAUCCUAAUUCAACUACUUACAACCCUGAACGCUUUUCUGAGAAAGAUAAACUGCAUAUUGAAGAAUAUACAUACAUGCCAUUUGGAGUCAGGAAGAAUAAUGAUACAGGAAUUAUGUUGGGUAUAAUGCACAGUAAAAUUGCUCUUGUGCAUGUUUUAUCAAAGUACUCCAUUGAUAUCUGUGAAGAAACUCCAGAAAUACUGAAUCUCAACAGCACAUACUUCUUAAGAAAUGCAGCCAAUGGGAUUCCUCUCAAAUUAAGGAAAAUCUGUUGAGAUCUCAGUCAUAAUGGACAAAAUCCUCAACACUGAAUGUAAGUGCGACUCUAAGAUGAGUGUUUCCACAAAAAAACUGCAUGAAAAGAAUUGCCAUCAUGAACACUGGAGUGGAAUUGUUCAGUGAAGUCAAGAAGGGCUGGCUGUUGAAAGUCUGAAGAAAGAAGUAACUUACUGUCGACAACCGUGCAGGAAGUUUGAAACUACAGUUGUGACGAUGUAUAUUAAUGUUGUUGACAAACUGUGUGUGUUCUACAUUCUUGCCCAAUUCAUCUAUCUAUUGUGGGAUUCUUUCCUUCCGUCCUUCCACCUCCUCCUCCUCCUCCAUCUUCAUCUUCAUCUUCAUCUUCAUCUUCAUCUUCUUCUUCUUCUUCUUCUUGCACCAAAAAAAUUGGAAAGUUUUAUUUUGUGGACAAAGGACAGUGUAAUCCAAUUGAGGAGCAGAUUCAAUAAUAUGGCAGGAGUUAAGGAAACCAGUACAAAGUAAAGCAUGUCUUUCUGCACUAUGUUCAAAAUUAUAUUAUUGUAUUGUAUUGGUUCUCUAACAUACAGUAGCAGUAUGUGCAUCACAUACUGGACAAGUUUAGCUACAUACAAGGAAAGUACAAACAUAUAAGAUCAAGGCAAUAAGAUAGCUGCAGUAUUUCUAGGUGCCUGAAAAGAAUUUGACUUAGUAACAUAUCCAACCCUAUAAAUGAGAGUACAAACCUGUGAAGUAUCAACCAAAAUUUAUGACUGAAUUGAGGAUUUCUUUGUAUUGAGGGCACAAUGUAGCAUCAGCUUGAGGCAUGCCUCAAGAAAGCAUGUUGUGACACUUAUUGUUCACAGCAUACACUAAGAGCCUGGCAGACAAUAUUAACUGCAACCUCACAUUGUUUGCAGAUGAUGCAGUUAACCAUAAUUAAAUACUAAAUGAAAAAGGCUGCACAAAUAUUCAGUCAGAUCUCAAAAGAACUUUGAAGUGGUGCAAAGAUUGGCAACAUGCUUUAAAUAUUCAUAAAUGUAAAACUAUGCACUUCAUGAAAUACAAAAAAGUAAUAUCCUAUGA
Molecule: messenger RNA, 2753 nt
Organism: Schistocerca gregaria
Lineage: Eukaryota; Metazoa; Arthropoda; Insecta; Orthoptera; Acrididae
Product: cytochrome P450 6j1-like
Exons: 7
Coding region: 152-1705 (517 amino acids)
Molecular function (GO): heme binding; monooxygenase activity; iron ion binding
Source: RefSeq, a predicted model, not a curated record